GGCCAGCCCGAGAAAGACGGGACGGAAUCCAGUGUGAGCAUGGCUGUGACUUUGGAAGAAGCUCCGAGGCUGGGCUGGAUCCUGGUGAAAGCGCUGAUGAGAUUUGCCUUCAUGGUGGCCAACAAUGUGUUUGCUCUUCCAUCCUAUGUCUUCUAUGUCAUUAUACUUCUGCCUCUUCGGGUGCUGGACAGUAAACUCUUCUGGUAUAUUGAAGGAAUCAUGUAUAAAUGGCUUCUAGGAAUUGUGGCUUCUUGGGGAUGGUAUGCUGGAUAUACAGUGAUGGAAUGGGGUGAAGAUGUUAAAGCAAUUUCAAAUGAUGAGGCAGUAAUGCUGGUGAAUCAUCAAGCAACAGGCGAUGUGUGCACCCUCAUGAUGUGCCUCCAGGACAAAGGACUGGCUGUUGUUCAAAUGAUGUGGUUGAUGGAUCAUAUUUUUAAGUACACAAACUUUGGACUUGUUUCUCUAAUUCAUGGAGACUUCUUUAUAAGACAGGGAAAAUCUCAUCGUGACCAACAGCUAUUGCUUCUCAAGAGGCACCUAGAAAACAAUUAUAGGAGCAGAGAUCGAAAAUGGAUUGUGCUUUUUCCUGAAGGAGGCUUCCUCAGGAAGAGGCGAGAAACAAGUCAAGCAUUUGCCAAGAAAAAUAACUUGCCAUUUCUAACACAUGUCACUCUGCCAAGGAUUGGGGCAACAAAAGUUAUUUUAAAUACACUUGUAGCACGACAAGAAAAUGGAAUUCCAGCAUCAAGAGACACUAGAGAACAAGGCAGCAACUCAAAAGGCCUCCAGUGGGUUAUAGAUACUACAAUAGCUUAUCCCAAAGCUGAACCCUUAGAUAUUCAAUCUUGGAUCCUUGGCUACAGGAAACCAACAGUCACACAUGUACAUUACAGGAUCUUUCCAGUUAAAGAUGUACCUCUGGAGACUGAUGCCCUUACUGAUUGGCUAUAUCAACGCUAUGUUGAAAAAGAGGAACUCCUAUCACAUUUUUAUAAAACAGGAGCUUUUCCACCUGUCAAAGGCCACAAGGAAGCUGUUUCCAAGGAGAUGACCCUCAGCAAUAUGAAGCUGUUUCUCUUACACUCUUUUGCAUUCUUGUCAGGCUACAUGUGGUACAAUAUCAUUCAGUAUUUUUACCAUUGCCUGUUUUAG
Messenger RNA from Elephantulus edwardii (Cape elephant shrew), 1152 nucleotides. RefSeq names its product lysophosphatidylglycerol acyltransferase 1 (gene LPGAT1). Lineage: Eukaryota; Metazoa; Chordata; Mammalia; Macroscelidea; Macroscelididae. Gene Ontology annotation, molecular function: acyltransferase activity. The record is from RefSeq and is a predicted model, not a curated record. Gene Ontology annotation, cellular component: endomembrane system. The transcript has 8 exons. The coding region runs from base 40 to 1152 and encodes 370 amino acids.